CCGACCAUUCUCCGUCCUUGCAUCCCGCACACGCACACACAUGCUGAUGAUAUCCGCGCGCCAAUGCACCAAUCAGUCAAUCCAGACUCUGCAGCUCUUUGAUGUCGAAAUCAAUCACGUGAAACACCUGACACACACACACACGAGACACACGAAGCCAAUCCGCCCCCCAACCCUCAUCCUCGCUCCCUCCCUCCCUCCCUCUCCUCCUGGCGUCAAAGACCUGUGCCAGUGAACUUGGGCAGUAGAGUGCAUCGGUCUCCGUGCCACCGGCCAUCUCCACAUCGAUGCAGUAGCACGUCGUCAGGGUGUCGGCCGAGGUGCCCAGCAGCAGGAGGAAGGCAUUAGACACCCACAGGGACAGCACCAGCACAAGGGGCAGAGACAUGACGGGCGAGUGGUGAGCUCGCGAGUGGAGCGACGUCUCGAUGCCCAGCAGGUAGUGCACUACCGUGAACUCAUCUGCACGUGUGGGUGUGCACACACACACACACACAGAAAGAGAGAGAGAGAGAGAGAAUCCUCCUCUGUGUGUGCGUGCGUUGUGUGUGUGGGGGAGCGAGCAGCUGACCUACCGGCCCCCGGAGCUCUGAAGGUGAUGUAUGCGAGGAAUAUGACGACGACGGCUAUGAUGAAGUUGAGGAUUUGGGCCACGGGGAUCUUGUCGCUCGACAAAUGGGGGAUCUUGCCUGCAGCCAUCACACCCAUACCAUCCAGGUAGGGUAGGCACCAGCCGACACACAGCCAAGAGACAUGUACACGUCUACCUACCGAAGUUCCGAUUGAGCAGUGCUUCGAUCCUGAGGGCGGCCUGCAUGUAGGGGUACCCCAGCAAUGCAACCUACACACAGGCGAAAGGCGCAAGACCACGCAUUGGCCGCAACCAUUAUAUUUCGGUGCGUCUCCCUCCCUCCCUCUCACUGACUGACCAUGACGUAUGCCGAGUCGGUGAAGUACCUCAUGACCCGCGUCUCCAGGGCUAUCAGCGGCAUCAACACAUAAUACAACACUCUGAUGGUUGGUUGGUUCGUUGGUUGGUGCACAGACAGACAGAGAGACGUCCCACAUACACACACACACACAUGAACCGGAUGUGCCUUUCAUGUCUCUCCCUGCCUCUUCACGUCGUUACAUGCCUGUGUGUCUGCGAUUCCGAAGGGUCGAAUUCUGCCGGUAUGAGGGGGGUCAGAAUAUACCGCAGCACCCGCACCGGCAGAUUCAGCAGAGAACCAAAAGCCAAAGUACCCUGCACGCACAGCCACACACACACACACACACACCCAGACCACAAACAACGCCUCACACCCAUGGAUUUCCCGAAUGCCGUCGUGUGAGGUGACAAAGGGACCAGGUGGAAUCUUAGAUUGAGCAUUCCCUGCAAGGCCUCCGACCCGAUGUUGAUCGUCCCAUCGGGCGUGAGCAGCCCACCACGGGGCUUCACGUCUUCGCCGCCAUACCCUGCACGAGACACACACACAAACAUACAUACAGACACAAAGGGGUGGGUGACGGACAAGGAGGAUUCUCUGCUCGCCUGAUAUCAGUGAGGGUGCUGCAGUGCUCCUCCCCGCUGCGAUGGAUGCAGUGCCGGCUGUGCGGGCGGUGUGCAGCAGGUGGGGGGGCAGACGGAAGUAAUUCGCACACAACACUGCGCACACACAGGAACAUUUUGUCGUGUGUCCUGGCGACCCGUCUCAGCCCUUCCCUCCGCCACCUGAUGCGGCGACGAAUUUGACGCACGCGGCGAGGAAUUCGAGUGCCCACACGAGCAGAAAGCUCCACAGGAUGAAGUAGAGGAGGAACACCGCACUGAACGACCUGCGGGCACCAAGAGGGGAAAGAGGGGAAAUGGGUCUAAGGAUCCAGCCAUCCAUCUGUCUGUCUAAUGAUCGUUGCCGCUGAUACUGACAUGGUCUUGACGGUCUCGAUUUCGCCGAAGAGCUCCACCUCGGUCGAGCGCGGGCUGCCGCGAACAGACAUCAAUACAUACGCAGAUUUCACACUUGAUGCCUUCCGUGUGUCCGUCCAUACCUUCUGACCCCCAUGAGCAGGACAGCCACCUGGGCCCACUGCACGAUAAGGAAGAGCUCUGUCACCGACAGCACCAGCACGAGCACCAGCAGCAGGGGCGACUUGGCGACGUACCCAAUGGUCCCCCUGAAUAUCCUGAACAGCUCCGCCCGGUACCUCAGCGACCGCAUCGACACCACCAGCACCACCAGCCCCAACACGGCCAGGCCGUACUUGAGCAGCGGCGCCAGCUGCAACGAGUAGAAGUGCGCCUUCUCGAACACUAUGUCCCUGAUACACACAUAGACAGACACGCAAGUCUCACACACGGAGAUAGAUGACAACGCCCAAGACCCCUUACUUUGCGAAUCGUCGCUGGUCGACGUGAAUGAGGUAUGCGAGGUAGAAGAGCAGCCCACACCCCACCACCACACACCCGAUGGCUGUCACAGUCGGCAUCGCGCGAAUCGCCAUGAUGGCCACGGCCCCCAGCAGCAGAGAGGUCGACAGCACGGCGGCCAGCAGCUGCGGAUUGGAGAAGACCGUCGCCCACGCGUGGUAGAGCUCCUGCUGCAGCGAACCGUAGGUCACGGCCUCGCCAGCUAUGUCGUGGUCCAUCGGGAGGCAGUUGUAGUUGAUGCCCAGCACCGACGCAUACGAGUGGUGCGUGUAGAGCUUCGCCAUGGGCCCAUCGGGCACCGUGAAGGUCAGUCCCUCUGCGCCGUUGGGGCAUUCCUUGACGCACACGCGGAUGUCGCUCAUCAGGGGGUUGGGGAAGUAGCCGUAGGGCUUGUCCGACACAUCCGGGUCCAGACCACACAUGGCGCCUGCAACACACACACACGUGUGUGCAUCGUCCCUCUCCGCCUCCCUCUCCCUCUCCCUCUCACCGUUGAAGUCAGUGGGGUAGAAGAGUCUGUGCGGGUUGCCGUACUGUUGGGCCUCGCCGAAGAUGAACAACGCGAACAGCACCGCACCGGCAAGGAUGAAAAGGCCGAACACGUCAGUGCACCGCCGACGUGUGGCCAGCCCGUCCACCUCCUGAGUGAGUGCAGCGAUGGAUAGAUGGACACUGCAUGGGCAGAAACCGUGGCAUCUGCGGCUCGGGCGCACCUGUCUGCCAAAGACGGAGAAGGCUUCAUCCUCUGAGAUGAGAUACUGAUACGCCACGCCCUCCGACUCAUCAGCCAGCCUGCACACACACCGCACACCACAUUGAAGAGAAGAGGACUUCUGAUGGCCAUGGAGAUCUUUCGGUAUUCCAUCCAUCCAUCCAAUGGGUUACCCGCGUCCUUUCUUGGUUUUGCCCCUGCCGCCUCGCUUGAGGCGCUGGUGCCGCCUGCUCGGCAAACCAACCGCAGCAAACCCCUCAACAGCCAUCAGUGCAGCCCUCGGAUAGUUU
This is a messenger RNA of Vitrella brassicaformis, 3412 nucleotides long. NCBI's taxonomy places the organism in Eukaryota, Vitrellaceae. The record is from the annotation of a GenBank genome assembly.